Molecule: messenger RNA, 1362 nt
Organism: Baudoinia panamericana UAMH 10762
Lineage: Eukaryota; Fungi; Ascomycota; Dothideomycetes; Mycosphaerellales; Teratosphaeriaceae
Exons: 1
Coding region: 1-1362 (453 amino acids)
Biological process (GO): endocytosis; exocytosis; piecemeal microautophagy of the nucleus
Cellular component (GO): membrane; cytosol; intracellular membrane-bounded organelle
Molecular function (GO): sterol binding
Source: RefSeq, a predicted model, not a curated record
AUGACGGCCUCUUCAGAUCAUCUGGAACCCUCAACACCAGUGUCUGCGAGCUCAACUCGAACCAAUUCGCCAAUGUCGUCCGAGAAAGUGCAAGAUGGCAAGGCACCAGACGACGUUAGCAAGUUAAAGACCUUCCUGUCCAUUCUUAAACGCUUCAUCGGUGUCACAGAUAUGGCCGCAGUGCGGUUCAGUCUGCCGGCGCAACUGAUGGAACCCAUACCAAACCUGGAGUACUGGCAUUACCUCGACCGGCCCGAGACGUUCGUGACGAUAGGAGAUAGCGAUGAGCCAUUGGAACGAAUGCUAGCAGCGUUGCGGUUCUGGUUCACGAAAGAUCUGAAGUACGUGCAUGGCAAGCCGUGUAAGCCAUACAACAGCACGUUAGGCGAGUUCUUCCGCUGUUUAUGGGAGGUGGAGGACUCGGCACCUGUACCAACUGGCGCGGGAUCAAGCACACAUCAGACCAUUGGGACCUCAAAAGGCCAGUCGGUGAAAGUCAGCUACCUGACCGAGCAGACGUCGCAUCACCCACCUGUGUCCGCCUUCUAUGUGGAAUGUCCGGAUAAGGGCAUCUCUGCCUGCGGAUACGACCAGCUGAGCGCCAAGUUCACCGGCACGAGCAUCAAAGUCACACCCGGCCAAUGCAAUAAAGGCAUCUUCCUCACGGUACAUCGACGGGGUGGUGAAGAGUACGUAAUGACACAUCCUGCCGCCUACCUCGUCGGCCUUCUGCGCGGUAACUUGCAUGUCACGGUCUCGGAUACUUGCUUUGUCACUUGCGAGAAGACAGGAAUCAAGGUGCUCCUGCACUACCUAGAGGAAGGUUACUUUGGCAAGACGCAAAACAAGCUCGAGGGUGUAAUAUACAAAUGCGAUGUUUCCCGAGACAACACUACCAGGAUCAAAGACGUGCCGGACAAAGACGUACUCGGCAGGCUCGACGGCACAUGGACAGAUAAGAUCUACUACUCCGCUGGCUCAACCGACUUCAAGAAAGUCCCCGAGUCUGACCGCAUCCUCCUUGUCGAUGUGAACCCACUUCGUCCCGUCCCCAAAGUCUGUCCGCCACCAGACGAGCAACUACCGAACGAGAGCAGGCGCUUCUGGAACGAUGUUACGGAGAGCAUCAUGGCGAAGCAAUAUAAUGCCGCGACGAACCGGAAGCAGGAGCUUGAGGAGCGGCAGCGGGAACGAGCGGCGGAGAGGAAGGCACAACAUAAGGAGUGGAGGCCGAGGUUCUUCACCCAUGCGACCGAGGACAAUGGCAGACCGGAGUUGACUGAGGAAGGGAGGAUGGCGAUGCAGGGGUUGCAUGAUGGGAGGUGGCAUCUCGAUCCACCGGAGGAGUAUGGUGCGCUGUGA